Molecule: messenger RNA, 3951 nt
Organism: Chara braunii
Lineage: Eukaryota; Viridiplantae; Streptophyta; Charophyceae; Charales; Characeae
Source: the annotation of a GenBank genome assembly
AGCGUGAGGGUGACGUUGACUUGUGCGAGGACCGGCUUGCCCGCAGAAUCGCAGGCGCAUUUCCACGGUAUCGCACGCGCAUUUCCGCGGUAUCGCAGGCGCAUAUCCGCGGCUAUGGCGGCUAUGGCGGCAGCUUCGUCCUCACUGAGGACCAGCCACGUGGCAACCUGUGGCGCGGCCGCGGCCAGCGCGACGAAUGCAACGGCAGACCAGCCACAACAACAUCGGGGGGAGUUGGGGGGGGAGGGAUCGGGCGCAGUCUUGCGCACGUCGCUGCGGUUAUCCAGAGAUGAUGAGAGCGCCGCACAGUGUGCGGCAUUCUCUGCAUCUGCUGAUGGUAGGAUUGCCGGCUGGUCGACGUCCCGAUCGCGGCAGCUGCCCCCCCUAGGUACCGGUGAACGACACGUGGCAGCGGCAUCUUGUCGUCGAAGGUCGGUCAUCGUUUGUGCGGCAAGGCCAAGGCGUGGUGGUCGUUUUAUUCUUUACGAAACCCCGGAUGUGUAUGUGCUUCUCCUCCCUGGGAAGGACGAAGUGUUUGUCAAUCGAGAUGAGCUAUACGAGGAGCUGAGCAAAGUUCUGCGCAACUGGCCAGAGUCGCAGCUGCCAGACGACCUUGAGAGAUUCAACGACAUUGACAAAGCGGUCUCAUUCCUGAUCAAGAAUGCUUGUGAGCUGUGUCUGGGUGGAGGACUGGGAACCGUCCAGUGACGAGCGAAAAUGAGUUUGUUUUUUUUGAAAGAAACGAUCCAAGUCAUUGGCCAGAGCAUUGGGAUAACCAGCCUGAGUGAUGAGGCGGCAGCUGUGCUGGCGCCAGAUGUCGAGUAUCGAGUGCGAGAGAUCAUACAAGAGGCCAUCAAAUGUAUGCGGCAUUCGAAACGCUGUUCUCUAUCAACUGAUGAUGUCAACAGCGCACUGUGCCUGCGAAAUGUGGAGCCCCUGUACGGGUUCUCCGGAGGAGGUGACCCCCUCCGGUUCCGCCGUGCGAUCGGGCAUCCAGAUCUCUACUACAUCGAGGACAGGGAGAUGAGCAUAAAGGAGAUAAUCUCAGAGGCUCCUCUUCCGAAAUGCCCGGUGGAGACAUCGGUGGGCGCACAUUGGUUUGCGUGCAAUGGAGUUCAACCUGCCAUCCCAGAGAAUGCUCCCAUCGUGCUUCCGUCGAAUGCGAAAAUGAUGGACUCUCCUCCUGUGGGUGGGAUGAACGGUAAGGAUGACACAUCUUCGAUGACCGAAAUCAAGCUGCCGGUUCGGCAUGUCCUGUCCAGAGAGCUUCAGUUGUAUCGGGAGAAAGUGCAAGAGCUGAUAAUGGCGAAAGCGGACAAGCGUCUGCUCUCUGCUGUGUACAGCAGCCUUGCAACAGGCGCAGGGUUGCAUCAGCUUGCGCCUUACUUCACACAGUUUGUUGCGGACAAGGUGAAACAACACUUGGAUGAUGUUCCGCUCAUCUUUUCUUUGAUGAGAUUUGUCCGCAGCCUGCUCCUCAAUCCCCAUAUCCAGAUAGAGACUUACCUCCAUCAGCUCAUGUCACCCGUCUUAACAAGUCUGGUCGUCAAGCGGCUUGGCGGGAAAUCGUCGAUGGCCGAUCACUGGGAGCUCCGUGACUUCAGCGCCAAGCUUGUCGGUUUCAUCUGCCGUCGAUUUGGUCGAUCAUACCAGAACCUGCAACCGAGGAUAAUGAAGACCCUUGUCCAUGCGUGUCUGGAUCCGAAGAAGGGGAUGACGCAACACUAUGGAGCUAUUAAAGGGCUGAGCGCGCUCGGAAAUCGAGUGGUCGAACUCGUGUUGCUGCCGACCGUGGGUGCAUAUCUUGAGGCCCUCUUUCCAGAAAUGGAUAGCGUCAAACAACAGAAUGAGCUGAAGCGGUACGAGGCGUGGCGGUGCUAUGGAGCGCUGCUGUAUGCAUGUGGUUCCUGCAUGUACAGCAGGCUGAAGUCUUGCCCGCUGUUGCUGCAGUUGCUUGCAUCUGGGACGCAGCAGCUGCGACCAUCUGCUAAAGUCAGAACGACAUGUCUAAAACCAGCAGCAGCACAAGAACCAGCUCCUGAAGCAGUCUAUGUUGCAUCACGAGCGCGUCGCGUGACGGGUGCGAAAGCUUUUAGUAGCAAAAAGAGACCUCGUGACGAUGACACAUCAACUCCUUCCGGCAGUCAAUUGAAGAAGCGAGCGAUGUCAGCGAACAAAAGAAUGGGGGGACGUAGGGCAGGGCUUCUUGAAAUGUUCCCUUUGUUGGAAGGGGAAUCCCCUGUAGUUCGAUCACAAGCUGUCGGUGAAAAUUCAUCUGAUUUCCCUGGAAAGAACAGGUGUGAGGAGGCCAUACGGACUACUACGGGCUUGUCACAUAUACCAUCAGGUGGGGAUAGAUCUGCAGCAGCAGCUGAUCGGAAGUCGCGAUCAGCUGACCUGCCACAAUUGGGUGAACCCCAACCGCGACAAGCAGUUGAGCCCCCAGAACUAGGCAACCCUUCACAGCCGUUUGAAACCCGAGAACCAGCCACACCCCCUCAAGGGCUUCAACCACUUGAAACCCCCCAGAUAGUCGAACCUCCGCGAGACGUUGAGCCAGCACAACAAAUGGAACCCCCGGAAACUCCCAACACGCUACAGCCAGUCGAACCCCUGCGGGUAAUUGAAAUUGUUCCUCCGGGUGCAAGUGUCGAGCCCUCCCAGCAACCUUCCCUCAGCGACAACCCCGGCCGGCCGGGCGCCACUGGAGAAGGGGAGGGCGAUGAUGUGGCUAUGGAGGAAAAAGACAACACUAUCUUCAACGAAGUGAAGCAGGGCAAUGCCGACAACAAACAAGGCAUUAGGACUGGGUCCGGAGGCGUUGUUGCCCAGGGCGACGCCGCUGGAAUCCCGGGAGGAGGGAAAGGAGAGGAAGUCCAUGACCGCGGCUCUUUCCUGGAGACGGAGGCUGAUGAUGUCACAUCGGCAGAAGCACACAGGGAAGGAGUUUGUUCGCAGGCGGCACAGCAGUCCUCACUGCUGCAAGUAGAUGGUGCAAGCACAGGGGAGGGCAAGAAAGAGGUAGAUGCCCUUGAGGCAGGGCUGCCACAGAAGGAAGGCAUUAGUGAACCGACAAGCGAUGUGCUGAUAUGCAGGGAGGGGGAGGAUGGUGCCGACAUGCCACUAUCGAAUACGGAGGGGGAGGAGGAGGAGGAGGAGGUAGAGGGAAAACUAAGACCCAUGAGAGCGACUCGGGAGGAGAGGAAAGCAGGGGAUUGGGACGGUGAAAAGCGGGAGGCAGAAGAGAGUACAGUUGCAAAGGCCGGAAAUCCUCUACAGCGCCGGGAUGAAGACGGGAAUGCCAUGGUAAUGGACGGAUUGCAAGGGGAUGAUGACGCGAUGGAGGUGGACGUGACUGAAUCGGGCUCUUCGGAAAAGGUGGAGGAUGGUGGCAAUACUGCUGUGAAGGAGCUCGAGAAAGGUAAUCGACAAGAAGCAGCCGCCAUACCCGACGUAGCGAUGACCUGUAGUGUAAGUGGUACGCAGGAACCUUCUGGGCAAAGGACGGCAGGAGCAGAUGAAACUUCAGCGGAAGAUGCAAGAAAUGUGUUGCCGAGUCGUGACGGUGGGGGUGCUAACGAAAUACCACGGGAAGUGGAGGGCUUGCCUGCACACUGGAGAAGGGAUUCUGCAGCUGCGGCUGGAAGGAGUCGGCAAUCGGGGAAGCAAUCAGGGCAGCAACAGAGCGAGACGGGUGGGAGCAAACUUCCUGAGAAAGAGCAGACGGGUGAGAGUAGAGAGGAGGUUGUUAGGUGGAAAAGUGUGCUGGAGGAAGCUUGGAAAGAGGAUUCUGACACUGGUGUUAUUCUCUCAUCAUUGGUUGAUGUGUUUGGGGAGAGCAUGCUUGUGUAUGUACCAUUACCAGUCAUGUCUUUGUUCAUUUAGAAACGCGACUCUCAUCUCAGCUCUGUUCAGAAAAGGGGGGUUCCUUCAACCUGAUUUACCGAUUUC